Molecule: messenger RNA, 1065 nt
Organism: Nothoprocta perdicaria
Lineage: Eukaryota; Metazoa; Chordata; Aves; Tinamiformes; Tinamidae
Gene: PRXL2C
Product: peroxiredoxin like 2C
Exons: 6
Coding region: 1-678 (225 amino acids)
Source: RefSeq, a predicted model, not a curated record
AUGGCCUGUCCUCCGCCAGCCCCCGUCACGCAGCAGAUCUGCAGCGCGCACGUCUCGCAGCAGCCGGAGCCACGGGAACUGCGAGAGGCCGCCCGGUGCCCGGUGCUGGACGCAGAUGGGAAAAAGAUCCUCUUCAGGGCCCUGUACAGCGAGCGGAAAGCGAUCGUGGUGUUCGUGCGGAAUUUUUUAUGUUACAUCUGUAAAGAGUAUGUGGAAGACCUGGCAAAAGUCCCCAAGACUUUUUUAGAUGAUGCAAAUGUGAGACUUAUAGUUAUCGGACAGUCAUCUUAUCAUCACAUCAAGCCGUUUUGCAGUUUAACUGGGUAUACACAUGAAAUGUAUGUAGAUCCACAAAGAGAAAUUUAUAAAAUACUUGGCAUGAAAAGAGGUGAAGGUAACAACACACUAGGCACAUCAGUGCAGAGCCCUCAUGUGAAAUCAAACAUGCUUUUGGGAAGCAUUAGGAGUUUGUGGAGGGCGAUGACCGGCCCAGCUUUCGAUUUCCAAGGAGACCCAGCUCAGCAGGGAGGCACUUUGAUUUUGGGCCCAGGUAAUGAAGUUCAUUUUUUGCACCUUGAUAAACACAGGUUGGAUCAUGCCCCUAUUAACACAGUUUUGCACUUUGCAGGAGUUAAAACAGUAAAUUUCACAAACAAAUCCCAGAUCAUUGACAUAUGAUACUGAGACAAUAUAUCAUUUCUUUAUUUUAAUCUACAUGGACAAUACUCCAGAAAACUCCCACCAGCAUCAGUGUCUUUGUGUCUUUAUAUAUCAUUUCCACCACAUCUGGAAAUCAGAACCUUCUAUUGAAGUUGGACACAAAAGAACUAUUUUUACUGUAUAUAAGAAAAUGUAACUGAGUGUUACUGCAAUAAAAGAAAUAAUUUUGUUGUUUAUUAUUUUGAUUAUUAUUUUCUAACCAAGCAAUCUCGUUAAUGUACUUUUCAAAUCUCUGUUUAGGAUGCACUAAUCUGUGGUGGGAAACAUCUAAGCCUGGCUUUGCUCAAAAAUAACUUAGGGGUUUGGUAGAUCACACUGGCUUUUCAAUUCAAGACUUUUCAAAGG